AUGGAGAAUAACGCUGCUAAUGUUGUUGUUGUUGCUACUGCACCUGCUGUGCCUACUGUUUCUGUUGUUGUUCCCUCACUAAUUACCUAUGCCAAAUCUUUUUCCGAUGUUUCAAAAAUUAUGAUUUUUGGUGGAGAUAAUUUUAACCGCAAGCACGUUGUUGUUGACAAAAGAAAAGAAAUUGCUACUAGAAGCAGCCUUGUGGAGGACAACAACUGUCAGAGAAAAUCAAGUAACAGGUAUGAUAAAAGAAAUGGUUAUACUCCCAAAACCAACAAUCAACCUGGCCACUAUGUUGCUCAAUGCCGAAAAAGAGUUGGGAAUGACAAUCUCACUAAGGCUAAAGUAAAUUUGACUGAAGCCAAAGUGGAUGAUAUAAUUAUUGCGGUUGUUUCCCAAGUGAACCUUGUGGCCAAUGUGAAAGAUUGGGUGUUAGAUUCUGGUGCCACUAGGCACAUAUGUGCUAACAAAAAAGACUUUGUGUCUUACACCCAAAUUGAGGAGGGAGAAGAAGUUGUCUAUCUUGGUGAUUCAAGAACUACUCAAGUUCUUGGAAAAGGCAAAGUUCUUCUCAAACUCACAUCUGGCAAAACUUUGGCAUUGAAUGACGUGUUGCAUGUUCCUAGUAUCCGAGCCAAUUUGGUCUCUGUGGGAUUAUUAGGAAAAGUGGGGGUGAAGGUUGUUUUUUAA
Molecule: messenger RNA, 690 nt
Organism: Nicotiana attenuata
Lineage: Eukaryota; Viridiplantae; Streptophyta; Magnoliopsida; Solanales; Solanaceae
Exons: 1
Coding region: 1-690 (229 amino acids)
Source: RefSeq, a predicted model, not a curated record